Messenger RNA from Saprolegnia parasitica CBS 223.65, 591 nucleotides. RefSeq lists its product as hypothetical. The transcript is spliced from 3 exons. Lineage: Eukaryota; Oomycota; Saprolegniomycetes; Saprolegniales; Saprolegniaceae. Bases 1 to 591 code for a protein of 196 amino acids. The record is from RefSeq and is a predicted model, not a curated record.
AUGACCAAGGAGGCGCCACCGACGACGAAGAAGGCCUUUCGCUUCACGGUGUCGUCGUGUGGGCUCACGAGCUUGGCCUCUUUGAGGAGAUCAACGUCCGGGCCACACUCGGACGUUGAUCUCCUCAAAGAGGCCAAGCUCGUGAGCCCACACGACUGUCCGCACGGCCAGACCGCAAAGCGCUGGGAAGAGGUCGCCGAGCACAUGCGUGCGAUCCACGGUGACCUCGUCAGCAUCGUCGGGUGCCGCCGGCGCUUUGACGACCUUCUGACGGCCUUCAAGAACGACACUGUCAACGCACUGCGCGCCUCGGGUACCGAGGAGGACGUCAAGAAGCGCGACGAGCUACUCCACGACAUCGCGGACCUGAUGGACGUCCGAGCGAAGAAGAAGAAGGGGGCAAAGGAAGACAAGGUUGAGAGCGACGGUCAUCGCAUGCGUGCGGCAGCGCUCAAGCGCAAGACGACCGACGGCGACGACCCGGAAGAAGGCGAGAGCGCGGAGUCCAAGAAGAAUAGGAACGAAGGCUUCGGCUCGAUCAAGGACGUGGCCAAUAUCGAAUUGAUGCGCUCUCUCAAAAACAAGCUCUAA